AUGCGAGAUAAUUAUCUCCUCCGAUGCCUUUACACUCUAGCCAUUAUUUCAUGUUUAUUUUCAUCCUGUACAGAUGGUAAAGGAUUUAGUGGAGGACGAGGUGGUGGCUCUUUUGGCGGUGGAAAGGGUGGUGGAUCAUUUGGAGGUUCUAAAGGCGCAGGAACAUUUGGUGGAUCAUCAAGCUACAAUCGUGGAAGUAGUUAUGGAGGUUCCAAUAGUAUGAAAAAACCAAGUAGCUUUAAAAGCAAUGCUAUGAGUUUCGGUGCUGGAGCAUUAGGUGGCAUUGCUGCAUAUUCUGUAAUGAGAUCCAUGUCAUCAUCGUAUCGUUCAAGACCUGAUUAUUAUGAACCCGGUUAUGGAACUGGAGAAACAUGUCUAAAUAAUGAAGACUUGAAUGGUACACGAUUUGGACGGUUUCGCUGUCCAUUAAAUGGAUUUCCCCAAGAAGCAAAACAGUGUUGUGGUGAAUAUGAACGACAAUAUUGUUGUAUUGGUGAAAGAUCUAGUUUUCUGAGUGGUUCUUCGAGUUUUAUUUGGAUAAUUAUUAUUAUAGUCAUUAUUUUGAUUAUUGUCAUUGUUUUUGCACGACGUCAUCAACAAAGACAAAAAGAGAUUGUUAUGGUUCCAAUGGAUAUACCUGCUGAUGAACAGCAAGGACAACCAUUUUAUAAUCCACCUCCACCACCGAUGGGUUAUCCACCACCACCAAUGGAUUAUCAACCACCGCCAAUGGGUUAUCAACACCCACCAGCUGGAAAUCCUUAUGCAACUCAGUCACAUAAUUAUGAUGGUAAUUUCAAUUAUUAUCCACCUCAACAACCAAUGCCAUAUCAACCUCAACAACAAAUGCCAUAUCAACCUCAACAACAAAUGCCUUAUCCACAACAACAAAACAUGGGAAAUCAACCUCAACAGCAAGGUUAUAAUCCUUAUCUAGUUAAAGAAGGUAAUGCACCGUCAUAUGAUGAUGCUACGUAUAAUAAAAAAUGA
This is a messenger RNA of Rotaria socialis, 990 nucleotides long. The record is from the annotation of a GenBank genome assembly. Lineage: Eukaryota; Metazoa; Rotifera; Eurotatoria; Philodinida; Philodinidae.